UUUAAAGAUGUCAAAUGUCAGUGAUGUCACUUUCAAUUUAUAAACAAUGUUCAAAACAACGAAUUAUCCCCAAAAAAUUAUUUAAGUGUUUUUUCCAUUUAUAAUCGUGUAACGAAAUAUCCUAAAUUUAUUAAUGGAGUGUGAGGAAUUUCUUUGAAACAAUGAGCACCAGCUACUCUACAGCACUGUCGCAUAUUAUUUUGGCAGGAACUGGAAUUUACUGCUAUUUGGGAGUAAAUGAUCAUAGCCUGUAUUUUCCACAAUGCUCUUUCGGGUCAAUAAUCGUCAAUUCCUUAUUGGGAGUAUGGAGAUGGGGUAAUCCCUCCUAUGGAAGAAAUUCAAACGGACUCUACAAAUUUACCUCUUUAUUACAAGACUUACUGGCGCUUCCAUGUAUCGUUUCAACAGAGUUGUUGCAGUAUGGCUACAUGAAAGAAAUUGCAUAUGCCUAUACUUUGGUAUCUGUACUUCCACUGAUAACAUAUAUUUGUGAUAACAGAAACAUGAGUAAUGACUUAUUGAACACAAUUCUGGGAGCUAACUGUAUAACACUUGGGGUAUUAUCAUUCUUACACCAAAAUUACUUUGGUAUUGCAGCUUGUGUUUCAUAUGCAUUUAAUCAUUUUUUGGUAAGGAACGAUGAUGAGACUUAUUUUGACAUACCUUCUCAGGAUUUAUACAACUAUGCCAUGUGCUUUUUUGCAUUUUUUGGACUAAAAACUGUUUUGGAUUGAAAAGAUUGACUGUUAGCUUUAUGAUGUUUGCAUAUCACUGUUGUAUUUCGUCUAUUUUUGUAUACAAAUUUUGAAUGUACAAAUAACCGAUAUAUAUAUAUAAUAAAGUUGCAAUAUUUUUCUGCAA
Messenger RNA from Leptinotarsa decemlineata (Colorado potato beetle), 861 nucleotides. RefSeq lists its product as uncharacterized. Lineage: Eukaryota; Metazoa; Arthropoda; Insecta; Coleoptera; Chrysomelidae. The record is from RefSeq and is a predicted model, not a curated record.